GGUUACUCAUGACAGUCAGAUCAAUAGGAGCAGGGGCAGGAGGGGACAUGCUGGGAGCACUCAGUGCCUGCAUGCAGCGUUACUGCCAGUCCUGGUAAGGUGGCAUCGGAGUGGGUCGCCUGGUAUUACAGCGCUUGGAUCCUAUGAUUCACAUUACGCCAGCAUGCUGCUGCUGUGACACUACUGCAGUGCCAGCGAGUCCCUCUACUUGAAACUUGAACCUGUACGAGCUAUCCCUGAUGCCUCCAUCUCCUCUGGACGACACGGUUAUUGUGGCACUAUCCAGACCCGUCAGACCACAAGAGCUCGACCUCCGCCUGGACCCUUCCUACCGUGACGCCGCCGGCUCGGUGAGUGGCAGCUGCCGAUCCCUACUCAGCACAAGCGUAGCCUCGCUCACCGCUGCGAAUCUGACGUAUAUGCCCUCUUCCAACGGCUCUGCUCGCUCUUUGGGUUGCGGAUGUAGCAGUGCCAGCUGUUGCAGCGUGGCAGCAUACGAAAAGGACACCCAAAGCCAGACGAUCAGCAGCACCACAAUCACCAGCAGUGCCGCCGCCGGACCCUCCGCCUCUUCUUGCCCUCCCAACCCAAUGGUCAAUGAGAACAGCGGCGCGUUGAGUCCGUCUGGCGGGGUUGGCAGCCCUGUGUCCUCCACCACUACCAAACAAUUCGCCAACAUCAAAAUCAUUUACCCCAAUGACUUGGCCAAGAAGAUAGCGAAAUGCAGCAAAACCCACCUGCCCAACCAAGGGCCGGUCAUCAUUGACUGCAGACCCUUCAUGGAGUACAACAAAAGCCAUAUCCAAGGGGCCGUUCACAUCAACUGCUCCGAUAAGAUCAGCCGGCGGAGGCUUCAGCAGGGGAAGAUCACCGUCUUGGAUUUAAUCUCAUGCAGGGAAGGUAAAGACUCCUUCAAGAGGAUAUUUUCCAAAGAGAUCAUCGUCUACGACGACAACACCAACGAGCCCAGCCGGGUCAUCCCGUCCCAGCCGCUCCAUACUGUGCUGGAGUCACUGAAGAGGGAAGGGAAGGAACCUCUGGUGCUUAAAGGUGGCCUCAGCAGUUUUAAACAGAACCAUGAAAACCUGUGCGACAAUUCCCUCCAGCUCCAGGACUGCCCAGAUGGCGGCGGCGCUUCAGCUGUGACCAUUACACUACCUCAGUCCGUCCCCAGCACGCCGGACAUUGAGAAUGCAGAACUCACCCCCAUCCUACCCUUCCUCUUUCUCGGAAACGAACACGACGCCCAGGAUUUGGAGAAGAUGCAGAGGAUGAACAUCGGAUACGUCGUCAACGUAACUACGCACCUGCCUCUCUACCACUACGAGAAAGGGAUCUUCAACUACAAACGUCUACCAGCAACAGAUAGCAACAAGCAGAAUCUCAGGCAGUACUUCGAGGAGGCGUUUGAAUUUAUAGAGGAAGCUCACCAGUGUGGGAAAGGUCUUCUUAUCCAUUGCCAAGCAGGUGUCUCCCGAUCUGCCACCAUUGUUAUAGCCUACCUAAUGAAGCACACGCGGAUGACGAUGACCGAUGCCUACAAGUUCGUCAAAGGAAAGCGACCAAUCAUAUCUCCCAACCUGAACUUUAUGGGACAGUUACUGGAGUUUGAGGAAGACUUAAAUAACGGGAUAACACCAAGAAUUCUGACGCCAAAGCUUAUUGGAGUAGAGACUGUGGUGUAGCAAAAAAAAUUAUAAUUUUUUGAGUAAGAAAAAAAGAUAAAUAUUUUUCAAAAACAUCAACCAGAAGAAAAAAGAAAAAGGAAAAAUAAAUAAAACAAACAAACAAAAAAGAUGUGAACAAUUUUUUGGUAAAUUUUUGAGGAAAGAAAAGUCGUGAUCAUCCGGAGUCUGUGCAGGUUCAUAGACUGAGGAAAGCAAUGUUGUCAGGUAUUCAAAUAACACCAGACUAUGUAGCUCCAAAGAUGACGAUAUAGUAAAAAACUAAAAAAAAGUUAAAAACGGAUUUGGCCAUAACAAAAAACACAAAAAAAAAAAUUUAUAUGGCCAGAAUAGAAAAGGGUUAAUUUUGGGUGCGUUGUUAUAUUUUUGUAUUUAGGCUAAAACGGUUUCAUCAACAAGGACCUUGAUCAUUACUUGCCCUCAGUGGCUUAAUGUGCAAUAAUUUUUGUUUUGAGCGUGAGAAUUGUUAGAGUUGACUGAACGUGUGAAUCUAUACAUAGUGGAGGCGGCCAUUUUAUUGGAUCGCACCAUUGUUCAUUGAGAUGGUACUUUUAGGGUCCUUAUGAAUCCUACUUCAUACAAGCCAUCAUGUUUCCCGAUUGCCCUGUUUUUUAUGGGCCUGUCCCGUAAAUCUUCAAAGGGGAGCGGCUUAUACACUCGUGCCUCAAAAUGGACAUUUCUGGGACAUCGUGGACAGAUUAGGGUGGAGCUUAACAAUGUCUCAUGAUUGGGGGGUGAGAGGGGGUCAAAUUUUGGAAAGUAUGAUGUCACUUGUCCGGCCUAUAAAAUGGUGCUGCCCACUACGUGUAUGAGACCGGUCCACUUAAAGUGGUGACAAAGCGCCAGCACUAAGACAGAGGUAUAGAAAUAAAAAAUAAAAAAGCAAUUAUUAUUCUAUAUAUUUUUGUUUUCUUCUGACUCUGGUUACAGUGCCAUAAACCUUGUUAAAUAUGUAUAUCAGAAUGUACAAAUAAGAGGAUUUAUUUUAACUAUUUUUUGCACAAAAAUAUAGGUGUGUUCCUGUUGUCUGUGUAUAAUGUCAUUUUGACUAUAAAACCGGCAAAA
Hyla sarda is the source of this 2750-nucleotide messenger RNA. RefSeq names its product dual specificity phosphatase 10 (gene DUSP10). Gene Ontology annotation, biological process: protein dephosphorylation; negative regulation of JUN kinase activity. Bases 240 to 1685 code for a protein of 481 amino acids. Gene Ontology annotation, cellular component: cytoplasm; cytosol. NCBI's taxonomy places the organism in Eukaryota, Metazoa, Chordata, Amphibia, Anura, Hylidae. Gene Ontology annotation, molecular function: protein tyrosine/threonine phosphatase activity; MAP kinase tyrosine/serine/threonine phosphatase activity. The record is from RefSeq and is a predicted model, not a curated record. The transcript is spliced from 4 exons.